This is a messenger RNA of Filobasidium floriforme, 1843 nucleotides long. RefSeq names its product xylose isomerase-like protein. Gene Ontology annotation, molecular function: phosphoric diester hydrolase activity; DNA binding; zinc ion binding. The record is from RefSeq and is a predicted model, not a curated record. Gene Ontology annotation, cellular component: mitochondrion; nucleus. The transcript has 7 exons. NCBI's taxonomy places the organism in Eukaryota, Fungi, Basidiomycota, Tremellomycetes, Filobasidiales, Filobasidiaceae. Gene Ontology annotation, biological process: base-excision repair. The coding region runs from base 242 to 1750 and encodes 502 amino acids.
UGUACAGUGUCAUUCAUCAUCUAAAGACUAGCGACUAGAGAGCUGGAAUCGUCGUAGUACUCUCUUCUUUUCCUUUCAAGCCCGACCUCUCCUCACUAUCUCCAUCUCGAGCCGAGCAAUUCUGCUGCAUCGUACGCUCCUCAGUGCUCUUCUCCGAGCACCCGCUAGACGGUCUCUUCCACCUUCGGUUCACCUUCAAAUCAGCCUAACAUCUCUCGCUCCUCCUUCAAGGCGAUUCACCAUGUCUGAAUCUCCUCUCUCUGAAGUCCCCGGAUCUCCUCCGGUCGUUGCUGCUGCAAAAACAGCGGGCAAACGGGCUAAAAAGGUGACGGCGUACAAGGACGAAUCGAGCGAGUUGUCUUCCGAAGAGGACGUGAAGCCGGCUUCCAAGAAGGCCAAGACGAAUAGCGGAAAGGCUCAGACAAAGGCCAAAGCUCCGGCAAAGAAGCCCAAGGUAGCAAAGGAUUCCGAGGAAGCAGUUGAUGAGGUCACCGAAGAAUCGGCUAAACCUGCUGCCAAAAAGGCUGCUCCUAAGAAACGUGUGCCCAAGGUCGACCCCUUUUCGGAAGAAGCCCUCGGCUCGCAUCCAUGUCGAUGCGGACCUCCUGCCUCUCUCGGUCACAACGCCUCUAAAGAAUCCAAAUACCACACCUCUCAAGGUCCUACUCAUCGCAUUGGCGCCCAUACGUCGGCCUCGGGAGGAAUAGAGAAUGCGCUCGUUAACGCCUCUCAGCUGGGCGGGCGGGCGCUGGCGUUGUUCUUGAAGAAUCAGAGGAAGUGGGAGAGCAGUCCUCUGGACGAAGAUGGGGUCAAGAAGUUUAGAAAGUUGAUGCUGGAGAGGGAUAUGGGAGGUUUAGAUUACUCGGCAGACUAUAUCCUGCCUCACGGAUCGUACCUCAUCAAUCUGGGCAACCCAGAUGCGUCAAAGCGGGAAACCUCUUACAAGUGUUUCCUGGACGACCUCAAGCGGUGCGAACAGCUUGGGAUCCAUCUGUACAACUGGCAUCCCGGGUCGACGGUGGGAGCUUGUACCAAGGAAGAAGCGUUGAAGAACGUCGCAGCGAGUAUCAACCGGGCACACAAAGAGACCGAAUUCGUGAUACCGGUCAUCGAGAACAUGGCAGGAGCGGGGAAUAUUUUGGGAGCAACAUGGGAGGAUCUGGCUACCAUCAUCGAGCACGUAGAGAACAAGGACAGGGUGGGCGUUUGCAUAGAUACGUGCCACAUGUUUGCGGCUGGCUAUGACAUCCGUACGAGGGAGACGUAUGAGGAAUCCAUAAGCUCGUUCGAUCGGAUAGUCGGGCUCAAGUACCUCAAGGGGAUGCACAUCAAUGAUAGUCAGGGAGGCGGCUUCAAUUGCAAGAAGGACAGGCACGACAAUAUCGGAUUAGGGGAGAUCGGAAUGGCCGCCUUCCGAUUUGUAGUACAAGACCCACGGCUCGCCAACAUCCCUUUGAUCCUGGAAACCCCGACUUUCGAAGAGACCGAAGUGUGGCGACGCGAGAUGGAGAUCUUGUACGAGCUCCAGGAAGUCGAUGGGACGGAAGAAGAGGUCGAGGCCAAGUUGAAGGAGAUGACUGAAAGCUGGAGAGAAGAGUUGAAGGCGAUGAGGGAGAAGAGCGGCAAGGGACCGAAACCGAAGCCGGCCAAGAACGAGUCUGCGCCCAAGGCCAAGGGGAAGAAGGCACCGGCAGCAAAGAGGAGGCGGGGAAAGAAGGCAUCAGAAAGUGAAGAGGAAGAGGAAGAGUAGGCGAGCGGGCCCGUCCAAGUGACCUUGAAUGAUCUGUAGCCAGGUCAAAUCUGACUGUAUCGAGGACCAUAUAUGAUCUCCGUUUCGCACAGA